This is a messenger RNA of Eleginops maclovinus (Patagonian blennie), 5055 nucleotides long. RefSeq lists its product as uncharacterized. NCBI's taxonomy places the organism in Eukaryota, Metazoa, Chordata, Actinopteri, Perciformes, Eleginopidae. The transcript is spliced from 2 exons. Bases 63 to 1574 code for a protein of 503 amino acids. The record is from RefSeq and is a predicted model, not a curated record.
GGGAGUCAAAACACCAAACAGAUAUCUGCGCACACCUCCACGCUUCUGGUCGUGGCCUUACUAUGGUUCACACAUGUGUGGUGGCUGGCUGUAGGAACAGAAGGACACCAGGCACCGCAUUAUCUUUCUACCGUUUCCCCCGGGACCCCGAGAGGAAGCAGCGGUGGAUAGCUGCUGUUAACCGGGAGGGAUGGGUGCCUAACGACGGCAGCAGGCUGUGUAGUACUCACUUCAUCUCAGGUAAACAGGUGAAGAACCCACGUUCUCCGGACUAUGUUCCUUCUUUGUUCACGCCCGCUCCCUUAUCUCCAGAGAUGAAGGAGCCCGGUUCCUUGGAGAUCCUGGACAAGCAGGAGGCCCGUGUGGAGGCGGCUAACGCCUUGCUGUUCCUGCAGGGCCAGGGCAGCUCUGCGGUGGUGGAGCGAGGCCAGGAGGAGCAUCCUGAGCAGAGGGAGCAGGAGGCCGCUGUGGAGGAAAGUGCAUCCUCUUCCCUCAGCAGUGAUGAAGACGAUGAAGAGGAUGAUGAAUCAAUCGACUGCAAGAAAGGAAAGUUUGCUCCUCACACGUCAGACGCAGCGGUGAACUUUGACAAUGUCCUGAAAGCCCUGAAGAAGGAGAACCAGACCCUCAGGGAGUCUGUGGACAAAAUGUCCCUCUCUGAGAACUCCUUGAGGAACGAUGCAGAGAAGGUGAAGUUCUACACUGGUCUGCCAAACUACUUUGUCCUGGAGACGGUCAUGUGGCUGCUGGCGCCUCACAUGGACGGCAUGAAAACCGUGAAGCUCUCCAAGUUCCAGCAGCUGCUGCUGACGCUGAUGCGACUCCGCCUGGACCUCCGUAACCAGGACCUGGCCUACCGCUUUGGAGUGAAAGUCGGCACAGUGACCAGGACGGUGCACCAGAUGGUCAACAUCAUGUCUUCCACUCUGGUGCCGACCGCUGUCUUCUGGCCCUCCAGAGCCGAGCUGCGUAAAAACCUGCCUGUAGCUCUGCGCACCUCCCACCCCGACUGCGCCGUCAUCAUCGACUGCUUCAUGGUGCCUUUCGAGGAGCCGGUUUCCCGAGGCAACCAGCAGCAGCAGAGGGUAGUGUCGAGCUCUCAGGUGGGCGGGACAAGUUAUAAUGUUUUGAAGUAUCUGAUUGGUGUUGCUCCACAAGGCGUGGUCACGUUUGUGUCUCGGGGCGUCCUGGGCAACGUCGGGGACAAAAGCCUGGCGGAGGGCUGCGGGUUCCUCUGCAAGCUCCUCCCGGGCGACGUUGUGUUGGCGAGUCGAGAUCUGGACAUUGCAGAUUCUGUGGCCGCCAGAGGAGCCUUGUUUAAAAUAGCCGGCAGCUACCAAGGUGAAGCGAGCCCACCACUGCCUGACUCCUCCUCUGAGACAGUGAGUGUGCAGAGGCAUGUGCAGAGGGUGCUCUCCGUGGUGAAGCAGAGGUACGCCAUGCUCACCGGCCCGGUGGAGAGUCCUUUCACCACAGUCUCCGAGCGCACCUCCAACCUCUCAACGUUUGAUAAGAUUGUGCAAGUUGCUUGUGCCUUAAACAACUUGUGCAUCUCUGCUGCUCCACUGGAGUGAUUCUACAGUGCUCCUUAAGUUCCCUUUACUGCUUUGGUCCUUAUUCCACACUCUCCCACUUUACAUCCCAGUGUGAACACUACAUCAUUCUGAGUUAUAUAUGAACUUUAUUUUACACUUUGACUGAAUGUUACACGCUGUUGUUUAGGUCAGUUUGUUCUUGUAAUAAAAGCAAAUCCAGAAACCACAUCGCUAAGAGGUCCCUGCAGUUGGAUGUUUUGAAGUGGGGUUGUUUGAGGUACUUGUACAUAUUCAGUGUACCACUUUCAGCAGACAGGAGUGCUGUUAUAGAAGGAAAGCAAUAUACUGCCAUGGACGGUGACAGCAGUGAAAUGUAAAUGAGCCACCUAGAUUAAAACAUUAUCAGUUUAAGUGUAAGACUUAUUUUUCCCGCUUUAACUUGCUGUGAGAUAGAUAAACCAAUGAUAUUUCGAACAGAAAACUGAAGCCAAUAUUUGGGCUCUCUCCCAAGAUCCAGAAUGCAUUUUAAAAACUGUAAUUUUAAAUCUUAGAAAACAGUAGUGGUUGUUCUGCCUCAAACGGUAACUUUGUUUGCAUUAUUGUGUGACUACGGUGAAUAAAACAUAACUCAACCAUCACAAUAACACAAACAAACUAAUCAAUCAAGGCAGCAAUAGACCUGCAUCCUCUAGAUGCUUAAAAUAUGUUCUGCUACUCGAUGAGAAGUACCUCCUACAACCCCACUUUAUAAAACCCAAGCUAUCCCUUUAACUUGAUAUGUGUUGAAGUGUAUUAACUGCAGUUUAUGUAGUGCACACAAUGUUCUCCCUUAUUUAAUCCUGUACAUUGUGAGAGUAGUUUUCCACCCCUGUGAAUCCUGCAGCAGCAGACUCCUGAUUGAUCCUCCCUCUGCUGAACCAGCUGUUUCUUAUGACUCAAUAACUGUAAACACAGAGAGAUAUGAAACACAGCCGCAUGUUCAUCCGAGUUUCCCCUGACUGAUCAGCAUGCCCAGAUAUCAACAUGUCAUCAAGAGUUUUGAGGGGUUAUUUAUUUGGCAUUUUCACGCGUUUUGCCAGCCAAAAACAAUCACUAGGGGAUGAUUAGCUACCUGUUAGCACAACACCACCCACAGACAGGUUGACCAUCUGGUGUGGAUCAAUCUGCUGUAGAAACACAGCUUAUGACACGGGGUUUUCAACAAUAGCUUCCAGGCUGACAGCACAUCUUGGGAUGGCAGAUGCCUUUGGGCUUUACUGGGGUUGAUGACACAUUAAAUCACUGGGUGGAAAAUAGCAGAAACUGAGCAAAAAGAUGUGCGUUUCCCCCACAGGCCACGAUACAGCACUCAAAGGCUGGAUGAAGGCUUGCAAUUUAGUGAUUGUAUAAUUAACAAUGAUGUGCAAGUUAUGUUUUUUUAUUCCAGUCACACAAAGCUUCAGGUUUCACACAUAUGUCCUGGUGAGAGUGGGAACUUACUUCUGUUUCCCAGUAUCUACGUUUAGUCCAACGUCACACAACUGAUAAGAGGAUCAAUGUGGGCUGAAGUGAAAGGGAACGUUUGGAUCUUUCAUGCAGAGAUUAUCCAUAGUGGGUGAAUUAUCUUCAGUUGUUGCCAGUUGCAGUUAUGGGAGGAAAAGCAAUGUACUACAUAUAAAAUAAUCAAUAUCAGCGAUAGUUAGACCAUAUUCUAUCCAUCUCUUUCCUUCAGCGAUCUGAGGCUGGGAUCUUCUCUCUCCUGAAAGCCACCAAAACUCCCAGGAAACACCUCAGAAGUUACUGAUAUACAACUAACUCAAUCGAUUCUUUGUAACUCUGGUUUGCUUUGGUUCUCUAAAGUCACACAACCUCACUAAUCAAUGGAGGCACCAUUGGACCAACAACACCUGUGUUCUGACGUUAAAUUCACAUUUUAGUCAACGGAGAAAGCGGGUCCAGUCCCUGAUGGAAAGAGCUGUCUGACUGCGAUGUAAAGCGGGAAUCCAUCAGUCCAUUGCUUUACUUCUGUGCAGGUUAUCCCAUCUGCUUCUCCAAACUGGGGUCAAGUAGACAACUAUCAACUGUAUUUAGUAAUUCACUGGCUAUGAAUAAAACCCACUUCGAAUCAUCCCCUAAAGCGCCAUCUUCUUCUAAAUUCCUCCAGCGAUGCUUCACAGUCACACUGAAUCAAAGUGUCGUUUCAGAUGCGUUAUGGAAGGACUGUUGAUUUUUCACAGACACUGAAGAGUUGUGCAGUGACGUCUCUCUCGGAGAAUAUACAUUUCAUUCUCAUCGUGUUGUUUUCUAAUUGAUUGUAAGCGUUUCACCACAGAGAUGUUUCUGUUAUGUACAGAACAUGCUGGAGGUUGUUCUGCAAGAAAGAUUACACAGCCAUUAAACUCUUCUUCUGUUUUUAAUAGUCUGUUAACUGAAGCUAAGAUAUGGGCUUACAUGUAGUCGCAUAAACUGAGAUGUGUUUUUUAUAGACACUUUAUCUUGCGCAAUGUGUUCUCCUGCUUUGAUGGUGCCUUAGUUUCUAAAGCUGGUUCUUCUGGUACCAAUCAGCCUGCUUUUUCUACAGAUAUUCCUUUUCUACAUCAUGCAUCAUGCAAUAGACCCUUUUACUGGUUACUAAGCUAAACGUCUCUUAUUGGUCACUUUGGUUUUACUAUAUGUGUGCAGUAAGAAAUGUUCCCAUUAUCUUUUAAGGGCUUCACCCUCUACCAUUCAAUGUGUUUAAAUAAUGUCAAGUUAUUAACCAUAGAUUAUGUUUUAAGGGGAAAGUUUGUGCUUUGGCUGUGCUCCUAAAAUACAUUCAGGAAAGUUUAAUUUCACAAUUUGGACGCUAUUGCAACAACGGAGACUUAGUGGUGCUUCUUAAAGCAGUGUGUGGAUCACAAAGCCCAGAGUGGAAUGUGCCUUUUUGGAUGUCCCGCUCACGUCGAUGGCUGUGUGUCUUUUCUAAUCAUUUAUGUGUUCCGUGUGCUUGUAGAGUAUCCUGUUGUUCUUGAGAACAUGAAACGGAUUUUCUGUCUUCCUGUGAUUUCAAUUGUUUUUUUUAGCAAGCAAGGAUGUGCUUUCCUUUUAGAGGCAUGGUGGUCAUCACUGGUAAUGUAAACCAACCAGCCGGUUUACACCAACAACACAAAGAUAUUAGUAAAACAAAGGUUGAUGGAGGGACUUCAGUGACGUUGUUCUCUAUGAUACAAAUGAAAUGUAUGAUACAGAGUAUGCCAUAAUGUAGGCAUAUGAAAAUAAUAGCAAUAAUAAGAAUAAUUGAGAUAAAAAGCUGGGGGAAAAAAUCAUGAAAUUAAGUAUUUAUAAUAAAGAUAAAUAAACACUAGUAUAAUAAGUUCAUAUAACUAAAAGGUAGAUGAAAUAUGAAAUCCUAAUAAAUGGGAAAUAUGUAUGAAUAAAUUAUAGAUUGAUCAAUUAGUAAAUAUCAAUAGAAUAGUUUUCCUAUUGAUAAUACAACACACUUCCCCAAGGAUCAAUGAGUAAUAAACAACAAUAUAAUAACAGGAAAUAAUGUUCAAUGCAU